Molecule: messenger RNA, 4101 nt
Organism: Rotaria sp. Silwood2
Lineage: Eukaryota; Metazoa; Rotifera; Eurotatoria; Philodinida; Philodinidae
Source: the annotation of a GenBank genome assembly
AUGGAAGAAGAUGAAUUUGAAGAAAAUGUUGGAAAUAACGAUGAUUUUACUGAAGAUAUUGUUGCAUCGGCUGGUCUUGGUCUUUCACUUGAAAAACGUUUUGAACGUUUAAGUCAAUCAGAUCGCAUUGAUCAAUUACCGGAAUUUGAAGAGCGUAUUGGUUGGCUUUAUAAUUUACAACCAUGUGAAUUAUUUGAUGAAGAACGACGAAGAUUUGUAUCAGCACUUGAUCUUUAUUUUAUUGGUGAUAUAGGUGAUCGAUUUAAAAUUUCCGUUAUAUAUCCACCGUAUUUUUAUGUUGGAGCAAAAGUUGGACGAGAAAAUGAUGUUGAUGCUUAUUUGUCAAAACGAUAUCAUAAUCGAUUUUUAUCAUGUGAUCUUGUUGCAAAAGAAGAUUUAGAAAAAAUAUGUCUAACUAUUAAAAAAAACACACCUAAAUUCUUUGAUUUGGAUCUUCCUAAUCAUCUCGCUGGUAUUCAACGUACAUUUAUUCGUCUUCGUUUUCAUGAUAUUGAUGAUUUAAUAAAAGCACGUAAAGAAUUACAACCAAUUGUUAAACGUAAUGCUGAACGUGAAAAAGAACAACAAUCUCGUCCUGAAUUAGCUGUAUUAAAACGAGCUACAUCAUCGAAUCCAAGUAGUGAUCUUUUGGUUGAUUGUCUUUCAAAUGCAAAUGUUGCUGAAAAACAAAUUGAUGGUAUUAUUGAAUUAUGUGAAUUUGAUGUACCAUAUCAUAUUCGAGUUUGUAUUGAUUUAAAAAUAAAUGUUGGCCUUUGGUAUGGUGUUCGUGGUCAAUCAAAAAGUGGUCCACAAAAUCAACUUGUAUUAAAACCAGAUUUAAUCGAACAACCAGAGCCAAUUGUUUUUGCAUUUGACAUUGAAUGUACUAAAAUGCCAUUGAAAUUUCCUACAGCUGCAUCAGAUCAGGUAAAUAUCUCACAAAAUUGCUACUGUGUUGUUUAUUUAAUCCAACUCUCACACUGCGAUUAUUCUUUGUAUGCCAAAUUCUUCUAAUCGUAAUGAUUAUUUCUUAUUCCAAAGAUGUUCAGAGUAUAGAUCAUAGAUCUCUAACAUCACUCAACACGUUCAGUUUUACUCCUUUUUCGUUCUUCUCAAAAUCAAUCUCUAAACGAAGUAUUUCAUUGUUUUCUCCCACAUGGUACGUCCUACCGGGCUUAAAUUNUUGGAAUGAACAUUUUUUCUGGUAUUAACGAAUUGAUAGCGCUUUUCAAAAGCUACAAAAUCAUCUAUGUCCAGUUUUCUAAAAACAUUGGCCAGUCGUGCCUUCCAAUACUAAACUAUUUUUGGUAGCUCAUUUUCCUCUCAAAAUUCAUGCUUGCUAUACUUUGUGAAACAAAAAUGUCCGCAUUAUCGGAAUGAACAUUUUUUCUGGUAUUAACCAAUCGAUAGAACUUUUCAAGUGCUACAAAAUCCUCUAUGUCCGGUGAUCUAAAAACUUUUUGCCACUUGUGCUUUCGAGUAGGAAACUAUUUUUAGUAGCUCAUUUUCCUCUCAUAACUCAUGGGUGUUGUAUUUUGUGAAAGAAAAAUGUUCCCAUUGUUGGAGUCAACAUUGUAUCUAAUGCUAACGAGUCCAUGGAGCUUCUGAGACGUUACAAAAUCAUUUAGUUUUAACGAUAAACUACAUUUUCCCACAUGUAAUGUCGAGUACGAAAGUAUGGCUGAAUUACCAUUGUCGCCACUUAACAUGUGUUCGAUACUAUGCGGGAAAGCAGAUCUGCAUCCUCAGCGGAAUCAAUAUUUCUAGUUAUAUGAUCUACUAGGAAGAACGUACUAUGGUUUGCGAAAUGGUGGACUUCCAAUUCGAACAUUGGCUGCAGAAUAAAAACACCUUAGACAAUGAUAUUUUAAGCAGCGCAAGUUUUGAAGCGGUAUGCGUGACUUCCUUGUUUAAAUGGAGAUUUUUACAACGCAUAGGAUUUUUCUUCCUCCGAGUUACAAAGUUUCUAGUAAUUAUGAACCAAUUUUACAGUCUAUUUAAGUUAACUGUUUCUCAGUAGGGUAUAGUAACUCAUUCAUCUGUUUAUUGCUGUUAGCAUAAGAUAUCUAUAAAAAGCUAGAUGCCUAGUGGGGAUCACAAGGGGGAAACGGCGGACUUUUUGAUUUGAAGUUACUUUGAGCUACUUAAAGCUACUUUAAGCUACAUGAAGUUACUUUAAGCUACUUGUUCCUACAUUGGUCUACUUGGGUGGUACUUUGAGCUCCUUCAAGUAGUCUACUUUGACGUACUUUGACGUAUUUUUCUACUUCAAGUCCGUCGGUUCCCCCUUGGUGGAUCACUGUCAAACAUAGCUUUGCAAAUGGCACAGAGAUCCAUUGGAAUCAUUCGCAUCUGUUCGAAGUAUCGAAGAGAUCGUGCGUUCCAAUCGCAAACAAGUCGUAAUCGAUAGUGAUUGCGUAUUCCAAUCAGUUAGGUUAAAAACUUCAUCUAUCUAGAUGAAAGAGGCCCAAGACGCACAUGAGUAAGGAAAAUGAAAACGUCUGCGUGUCGAAAAGUAGAAACUAAAGAAACGGUAUUUUCCUGCCACUGCAGACAUUUUCUUAACUUCAAGAAGGAUAAUCAGCGCUUGCUCUGUGUGAUGUAACUGACGUGUAAAACUGGGGAUGUAUGGAUGACAGCAGGAAAGUAAACCGUUUCAAUGUGCAAAGGGGUCCAUUAAAUGUGUUUUCAGUUACUUUCUAUCCUGUUCGUUGAGGUUUUUUUUCUAAAACUGUGCCGAUUGUAUCCCGAAAGAAUACCAAGCACACGCUUCACGAAGUAAUAAAGAUACUCACAAGGUUUUUAGUGCGUAAAACUUUCUAUAGGGCCGCAAAUAUAACAUUUCGAGCGAUGGCAAUGUUAGUUCGUGGUACUAUAUAGAGAAUUUCAGCACCGCUUCUUCCAUUAAAAUAUUCAUGUCCGAUGACGUCGCCAACGAGGUCCAAACUCAUUCCAUCAAUCUCCGACUUCGAUUAAAUACACAUACAUAGAAAAGUUUUACAAGCUUCCACACCCAGGAAAACCAAAUGUCAUCAAAAUGUGUCCAAUUCUACAAAUGAGCUGCUUCUUCGCAUGUCUUCUUCAUUUUGUUUCGAUUGAAAGCUGCCAAAGCGAAAUAUUACCAUCGUUCCAUACAACCUAUAUGGACCUCCACAAUUCUUGUAUAAGAUGUCCAAAUCUUAUGAAAGUCAACAAAACAGUGAUAUCCUACUCAACGCUAAGUUUUCAACACAGCUAAUGAAACUACCACCCAUUUACACACCAAAAAUAACACUACAAUAAAAACACUCCGAAUUAAUCUCAGUGUUUGAUAUACAGACAAUAUACAUCCGGCAUACUCACUCUGAUAUCAGUGAUAAACGACACCACAACAUUUCAUCCUUACUCGUCCCAUCAAACCUCAUCACACAAGAUGACCAAAUUGUUAACAUUCUCAAAACUCCACCUCCACGAAGUGUCUUUACGCCUAUUCAGCAUCUCUAAAGUCCAAUCUAACUUCCAAACUAUUUUAUGUGUAGCUUUUGAAAAUCUCUAUCAAUUGGCUAAUACCAGCAAAAAUUGUUCAUUCCAAUAAUACGAACACUUUUCUUUUACAAAGUACGUCAACCAUGAACUUUGAGAGAAAAAUGAGCUACCGAAAAUAGUUUGGUACUACAAAGCCCAAAGAGCUAAACGUUUUUGAUGAUCGAACAUAGAUGAUUUUGUAGCCUUUGAAAAGCGCUAUCAAAUCGUUAAUACCAGAAAAAAUGUUCAUUCUAAUAAUGCUGAUAUUUUUAUUUCACAAAGUACAGCAAUCAUCAGUUUUGACUGGAAAAUCAGCCACCGAAAAUAGUUUGGUAUUUGAAAGCACAAGUGGCCAAACUUUUUCGAUCACCGGACAUAGAGGAUUUUGUAGCUUUUGAAAAGCGCUAUCGAUUCGUGAAUACCAGAAAAAAUGUUCAUUCCAAUAAUGCGGACAUUUUUGUUUCACAAAGUACAGCAAACAUGAAUUUUGAGUGGAAAAUCAGCCACCGAAAAUAGUUUGGUAUUGGAAAGCACAAGUGGCCAAACUUUUUCGAUCACCGGACAUAGAGGAUUUUGUAGCACUUGAAAAGUUCUAUU